Molecule: messenger RNA, 2532 nt
Organism: Pundamilia nyererei
Lineage: Eukaryota; Metazoa; Chordata; Actinopteri; Cichliformes; Cichlidae
Gene: acad11
Product: acyl-CoA dehydrogenase family, member 11
Exons: 20
Coding region: 17-2323 (768 amino acids)
Biological process (GO): fatty acid beta-oxidation using acyl-CoA dehydrogenase
Cellular component (GO): mitochondrion; cytoplasm
Molecular function (GO): acyl-CoA dehydrogenase activity; flavin adenine dinucleotide binding
Source: RefSeq, a predicted model, not a curated record
GAGUUAUAACUGCGAAAUGGAGGAACCGACCACUCCUGUACGACAGCAGCAUAAAUUCAAUGUUGGCAGGCUUCAGAGAUAUCUGACUGCCAAGACACUUUUGUCAAACAAUGACACCCUGACUGUAAGACAGUACAGUGCUGGUCAGUCAAACCCAACUUUCCUAAUCCAGACGCCGUCAAACAGUUAUGUUCUCAGGAAGCAACCCCCAGGUGAGCUGUUGCCAGGAGCUCACAAGGUGGACAGGGAGUAUCGAGUGCAGAAGGCCCUCUUCUCUGUUGGUUUCCCCGUUCCACAGCCCCUUCUGCACUGCGCUGAUAUUGAAGUCAUUGGAACAGAGUUCUACUUAAUGCAACAUGUGAAGGGGCGCAUAUUCAGGGAUCUUCGUCUACCUGGAGUGAGUCCAGCAGAGAGAACAGCUCUGUAUGUGGCUGCGGUGGAAGUCCUGGCAAAGCUGCACUCACUGGAUCUGCCAUCAGUGAACCUUGAAGCAUAUGGAAGAGGGCCAGGUUAUUGCAGGAGACAAGUUUCCACCUGGACCAAGCAGUACACUGCAGCGGCCCACAGAGACAUUCCAGCCAUGAAUGAACUGUCUGAUUGGUUGAUGAAGAAUCUACCAGCCAGUGACAGUGAGGUGACCCUUGUCCACGGAGAUUAUCGACUGGAUAACUUAAUAUUCCAUCCAACAGAGGCGCGUGUGAUCGCUGUGUUGGACUGGGAGCUUUCUACCACUGGACAGCCCCUGGCAGAUCUGGCCUACUUCCUUAUGCCACAAUACUGGCCUGCAAGUCUCAGCGUUAUCAGCACGAUGGGCAGUUUAAAAGGAAUAGAGGGUAUCCCAACUGUGGAAGACCUGAUCUCCAUUUACUGCAGGUGCCGGGGGAUCCCCCCUGCAUUGCCACAACUGAAUUUCUACUUGGCCCUGUCUGUCUUUAAAAUGGCAGGAAUUGCCCAGGGGAUCUACGCUCGUCACCUCCUGGGUAAUGCCAGUGCACCGAAUGCAGCUCAGUUUGGCCAGUGUGUGGAGCCCUUGGCUAAGGUUGCCUUGCAGCUUGGGCAGAGGCCCCUCACAGGUCCAACAAAGGACAGAUUGUUUUUCCAGACAGCUAAAGGUCGGGCUGUUCUCCAGCAGGUCAAAGAUUUCAUGAGACAAUAUGUGCUUCCUGCUCAGAAGGAGGUUGCACAGUAUUACACCAAACACGCUGAGUCUCCACAGAGAUGGCACACCCCUCAAAUUAUAGAGGAUCUGAAGAUUAAAGCCAGGGAAGCCGGGCUGUGGAACCUGUUCCUGCCUGCAGUCAGUGGGCUCACCCAGCUGGAUUAUGCCUAUAUUGCUGAAGAAACCGGCCACUGUGUGUUUGCCCCUGAAGUCUUUAACUGCCAGGCUCCUGACACAGGAAAUAUGGAAGUGCUCCACAUGUUUGGCAGUGAGGAGCAGAAGAAGAAAUGGCUGGAACCUUUACUCAGAGGAGAGAUUCGCUCCUGCUUCUGUAUGACAGAACCUGAUGUGGCCUCCAGUGAUGCAACCAACAUGGAGUGCAGUCUUCACAGGGAUAAAGACGACUACAUCAUAAAUGGGAAAAAAUGGUGGAGCAGCGGUGCCGGCAAUCCCCAGUGCAAAGUGGCCAUUGUCAUGUGCAGGAGCGGCAUUCGGGAUGAAAACAUCAGGCACAGCCAGCACAGUAUGAUCCUCGUACCUAUGGACACAGCAGGUGUAAAGCUCAUCAGACCACUCACUGUGUUCGGUCAGGAUGAUGCGAUCCAUGGUGGCCACUUUGAAGUGCAUUUUGAAAAUGUGCGCGUACCCGCCUCCAGCAUUAUUCUAGGGGAGGGCAGGGGAUUUGAGAUUGCCCAAGGUCGCCUGGGGCCAGGCAGGCUGCACCACUGUAUGAGAGCUGUCGGACUAGCCGAGUUGGCAUUGGAGCUACUCUGCCAGCGGGCUGCCACCAGACACACCUUUGGAAAACAACUGUACCAGCAUGAAGUUAUUGCUCAUUGGAUAGCAGAGUGCCGUCUCAUGAUAGAGCAGACUCGCCUGCUUACUCUCAAUGCUGCUCAUGCACUGGAUACACUAGGCAGUCGGGCAGCUCGUAAGGAGAUUGCUAUGAUUAAGGUUGCAGCAGGAAGAAUGGCCUGCAAGGUGGUGGACAUAGCCAUACAGGUAUAUGGUGGUGCAGGUGUGUCUGGAGACGUUCCACUAGCACAGAUGUACUCAUAUGUGCGGACUCUGCGCAUCGCUGAUGGACCAGAUGAGGUGCACCUCUCCUCUAUAGCCUAUUUGGAACUCAGAGAUCAACUAAAGAAGGCACAGGCAAAGCUCUAAAAACAUGGCCACAGCUUCAUUAUACUGCAGUAAACUAUUACUGCCCCGAUAAGCAUUUUUGGCCCUAAAGUGAGAUUGCUUGAUUUUUAUUCACUAGUUGCAAAAACACUGAACUUUAAAAUGAAAAACCUUACUAAACAUACUACCUGUAAAGAAGCACCCUUACAUAUGUGCCAGGUGAAAAUCAAAUAAAACAUGAUUAAAGUGUC